This is a messenger RNA of Aspergillus ibericus CBS 121593, 2583 nucleotides long. RefSeq names its product histone acetyltransferase NGG1. Lineage: Eukaryota; Fungi; Ascomycota; Eurotiomycetes; Eurotiales; Aspergillaceae. Gene Ontology annotation, cellular component: SAGA complex. The transcript has 3 exons. Gene Ontology annotation, biological process: regulation of transcription by RNA polymerase II. The record is from RefSeq and is a predicted model, not a curated record. Gene Ontology annotation, molecular function: transcription coactivator activity. Bases 216 to 2210 code for a protein of 664 amino acids.
CACACCUCGAGACGCUGUGAGCAUUGCUCUUUGAUGCAGGGAUCCUAGCAGGUGAAUCCCGUGCCCGAGUCAGUGUUCACUUUCAGGGGCCACUAUCUUGAAGCACAAGCAUCAUGGGCUAUUAAGUUCCAUUACCAGUCCAGACCACAUCUCAUUGCCCACCCCCUUCGCGCAUCGCAUCGCAUCGCAUCUCGACAACCGCCAUUCCCGUCAAGAUGCCCACAGCUAGUAAAGGCAAGGGCAAAGGUCGCGAAGCGCGACCCUCCCGAAGUCGCAACACCACCCCCAACUCCAGCUUCAGCGCCGGCCCGACCGCCCCCGCCCAGCUCCACAUCUACCUCGACAACGAUGCCUCCAAGUUGAUCCUGACCCCUUCCGCCAUACAAUAUGGAGAACUCCUGGAGCGCAUGGGUGGUGUUGGCCCUAUCCCCGACUCCAAGUCGCUCGAGUUGUUGAUGGAACACCUCAAGACCCUCAGCCAGCUAGCCGAAACUCGGAGUGACGCAUGCAAUGCUGGCAUCCGGGAGCUAUCACAGAAGCGCAAGGAGGUGGUCGAAGAACCAGAGUCAGCCGAGAGAGAUGGUAGCGACCGCGUGAAGAUGAAGCGUGAAGCUGAUGAUGAGGAGGAAGAAAAGGUGUUAAAGGGAGGGAAGUUGAAGAGACGAAAGGAGCGCGGGAGCAGCUCCAAAGAGGAACGCCCGCUGGCUCACGGCGCCCAUGACAUCGCACGACAGGAUGGCGCCGAGACAAAAGUUGAAGGAGCCGCAUCGCCAGCUUCCAAAAAGUCGAAGCACGCGCCUUCCGAAGAGGCCUCAUCACUGUCACCUUCGUUGCGAACGUCGCCUCGGCCAGCCGCGGCCGACACUGCCGAUGAUGCAGGGUCGCCCGGGUCCGAUGAUAGUUCCGAGUCACACCAGCCUGAGCCCGCCCCGGCUGUGCCACAGGUGCAAGUCUUCGGCCCCAACCCACUCAAGUUCGAUGAUCCGACCGUGUACCAUAUUCGGGACGUCACUCCAGACAUGACAGACGAGGAGAAGAAGGUGAUCUACAGCGUAAAUCGUUUUCCCUGGAGUGAUCUGAGCCAUCUGAUGGCGGGCUCCCCUCCAGAUCGGGAUUUCAGCAACGCCAAGCCGACCAACCAAGUCAGCGCCAAUACGUUCCUUGCCUAUGUCGACCCCUACGUCCGCCCAUUGACGGAGGAGGACAUGGCGUUUCUGAAAGAGAAGGGUGAUCGAGCGACCCCCUUCAUCAUGCCCAGACGCGGAAAGAAACACUACACGGAGACGUGGGCUGAGGAUGACGGACUCAUGAACGUUGACCAGGCUAACGGUGACAAAGAGCGGUUGCCUCUCAACCAGGGCCGGGGAAACAUUGACCAGGUGACCGACGAAACCCUCGAAACCGACAAGAUCUCCGUGGGUCCUGUCGUGAGCCGCCUCUACUCCCUAUUACGUUACGAGCAUCGUGCUCCUCCCGAUGAAGGCACCGCCAAUGGCUCCGUCAACGGCGAUGUCGCUAAUGGCCCCAUGAACGGCGACUCUAUGGACAUUGACCACCCAGCUGGGGACUCUGAGAGCAAGCCUCUCCCCUCGGCGACCGCAUUCCCCGACGCCUCUCCCAACAACUUCAAAGUUCCCGCCGCGAAGCUCGAUCACGCACAGCUGGACGAGCGACUCAAAGCCGAACUCCGCCACGUCGGCUUCCUCGGCGCCGAUGACAACCCCGACUACGACGCCCACUACGACGAUGACAUCGCCCAGCGGCUCCGCCUUCUCCAAAGCGAGCUCAAAAAGCAAAUGAUCAUCAACAGCGCCCGCAAAACCCGCCUCCUGGAGAUCGCCCGUGAACGCAUGGCCCACCAAGAGUACAUGACCAUCCACGACGACCUCGACUCGCAAGUGCAGCAAGCCUAUCUCAAGCGCACCCGCACUCUCGGCAAGAGCAAGAAGGGCUCGCAGGCCAAACACCGCCCCGGCGGCGCAGGCGGCGGCAGCCAUGUCGUCAGCGCAGCGGGUGUCGGCCGCCCCGCCAUCGGCGACGUUGCCCGCACCCUCAUGGACCGACGCAAGCGGUGGCGUGAUUGCAUCGGCCCCGUCUUCAAAGACUGCAAGACCAGCGUACCAGGCAAGGCCGAAACCGUCUUUGACCCAGCUCUGAUGGCCGAGUACGAGAAGGCCGAAGUCGAGGGCUGGGACGAAGAACAGGAGUGAUGAAUGAUUCUCAAUACCCACUUUUGACUAACUCUAACUCGGGUUGGUUUAUAUUUGUUUCGCUGUACAUCUUUUCGUUUUUUGCUGUGCCAUGUUAGCGAUGCUCGGAGUGGGGCCUGUAUUGAUACGUUAGAUCACGAUUUUGAGUUGUCUGUGUCUCCCUCUAUGGACUUGAGGGGCUUUGGUUUCCGGGUUAUGACUGGCGUUGUGGGGGGAUGUUACUUAUUGAUCGAUGGAUGAAUUACUUGAUGGAUGGGCGUUUGGCAGACGUUACGGAUACGUACGUAUCUAAGAAGAUACCUAUAUUCUUUCGGAUAGGAUACGAUAGGUGAGCAGAGGAAGGCUAUUAAUACCACUCAACUUUACGAUGUUA